CAGACAUUUUCAUACUCCUUUUUUUUGCUAGUAGACAGCGACUACAAGUAUUUGUGCUAGAGUGCUAGUCCUCUUUUUUGGGUUUGGAAAAAACACUUCAAUUGAAUUCGUUUUGGAGAAAUUGUGAUCGACCUGAAUAAGCGCCACGAAUCGAUCAAAAUUACGUAAGAAGAACUACUGCUUCCUCUUUUCAUCUGGUGACUGAUCUCUUUUAUGAUCCUCGAAACAUCCACUCAUUUUUUUAUUUUUAAUUGCUCCUUCUAUCGUAAUCAUUCUUCUACCCCCAACGAACGAACACCAUGACAACCAUGUCCUCGUCCUCUACAUCAGUGAGAGACCAUCCGCCUACUCGCGUUCUCCCACCAGCUACAACGGCAGCCAAAAUGGCGGGCACUGGUUCCCCACCUCUGGUUCCGCGUAAUAUGGUUUCUAUAGCACGAACGCUCCAAGAGCAUGUCGGAGAAAUGUCCAAAGUUCGCUUGUAUGAAGAGGACAUUAGACGGAUGAUUCUAGACUACUUCGUGCUUCAUGGAUGUCAGCGAGCUGCGGAAGCAUUUAGAGCAGAAGCUUUUGGACCUUCUGUAUCGUCUUCUGGGAGUGCUCCCGGAGGUGGAGGUGCAGCACAACUUCAUGAUCUUCCAGUAGAUGCUCCUUUACAGCGUGGUCUUCAUCUACAAGAACCAGGAGACUCUUUCCCGCCUCGUCUAGGAGAAGAAGAAGAAGAGGAGGACCCUGAAAUUCGUAGAAUAAGACCACUUUUUUCAUCUUCCGCUCCAAGUGCUAAAGUUAGGAGACUAGAUGGAACAUGUGGUGAGGUUGUCGAAGAUGCUCCUGCUGGUGGACUUGUGGGAAAUGAAAACGAAGCAACGAUGAACCUACUUCUGCAAGGACCUACAAUGGCAGGUGCGUCCAGCAGUUCUUCCUCCUCGAACUUCGUACCACCUGCCACUGGUAUAUCUGGAGGUGCAGCAGCUUCGUCUCCAGCAACAUCUUCGAAUCCUGUCGCUGGUGGCGGAAGUCCUGCUACUGAUUUCCAAGCAAAUCCUAGCGCUCCUUCAACCGUCCUUCCUAUUUCAAAAGUUCGUUUACGCGGGUCAGUAAGUUCAGCUAUUCGGACAGGAAAAAUCGAGGAGGGUAUACGAUUGCUAAAUGAGUUAACACCGGAACUGCUCACACAACGACCAGAAGUACAUUUUGCGCUUUUGAGGUGGCAGCUGGUGCAAAAGAUACAGGCAGGAGAGAUAGGAGAAGCAUUAGAGUAUGCGCAGGAACGGUACUGUAUAAAUGUUUUUUUCAGAUGAAUGCUCUCUUCACAACUGACUCUGUAUUCUUGCACUUUGUCAAUAAUACUCAACGUUGAAGAUCUACGUACUUGAAACAAACCACAAAGCUAAGAAAAGAUAAACUCGACCACAUCAUGCACAGCCUAACGCCUUUCGUAGAGCAACACCCCUCUCUUCUUCCCGAGCUUGAAGAAGUCAUGGGUUUGAUCGCUUUGCCUCCAGGCCCCCUCCUAGAAGACAGUAUCAAAAACCUGCAAGGAGGCUCCUUGCAAUCCGUAGCUGAAGAGCUAGACGCAGUCAUUCUCCAUUCUUUCGGCAUGGGGCGCGUUUCGCAGUUGGAAUACAUCUGUAAAAACGUAUUGUGGUCACAGACCCAAAUGUUAUUGUCGCAAACAACACGACCACACCAGCCAGGGCAUCUUCAACAAGAAGAGGAUCUGUUGAGACCAAUACUUGAUCCGAAUUCUUUGGAUGCACCUUGUUUUGUGAUGACGAGACCAGCAGCUGGGAGUAAUGCGAACGGGAAAGAGAAAAGCAGUUGA
Messenger RNA from Amoebophrya sp. A25, 1825 nucleotides. The record is from the annotation of a GenBank genome assembly. Lineage: Eukaryota; Dinophyceae; Syndiniales; Amoebophryaceae.